GUUCACCCUCUCAAUUCACAAUCAAAACAAGCACAAUUGGCAUUCAGUACAUCGUCCAAACACCAUAACCAUGAGUGACUUCACUGGACCCAAUGUAUACACCAUAGUCGCUCGCUAUGUUGACAAGCGACUUGAUCUCGAUAGCGGCAAGAAGGAAGAUGGAACCAAGCUGCAGCUCUAUCGGCCAUUUGAUAAUGGCCAAUAUGGUCCAAAUCAACGAUUUGUCUUCGCUCAUGCUGGCAAUGACGAGUACCUCAUCAUCAAUGUCAGGUCUGGCACCUAUCUAACGGCUUCCGAUGAUAGUAAACAAAUCACUGCUAAUCUCAUCUCUCCCCUCGAGAAACGAGUGCGUUGGAAGAUUGAGCCCGUUAAGGAUCGCAGUGGAGCAUACUUCAUUGUCAGUGUUGCGUUCCCCAGCAAGGUGAUCGAUAUUUCCGGGGCGAAAACCGACGAUAAGACUGAAGCCCUCACCUACACCAAGAACGGUACUCAGCAUCAGCAAUUCUUUUUGAGAUCCGCUUAGUGGCGCAUUAGGCUCUGGGUUCAUCCGAUGAAGCGGUAUGUACACGAGUCUGAUAUUAGUCCAUACAGAGUACAUAAUGACUUGAAGAUGACCACAAUUCAAAUGUAUGCCUGUAGCU
Messenger RNA from Aspergillus caelatus, 641 nucleotides. Its product is annotated as ricin B lectin domain-containing protein. Bases 71 to 523 code for a protein of 150 amino acids. The transcript has 4 exons. The record is from RefSeq and is a predicted model, not a curated record. Lineage: Eukaryota; Fungi; Ascomycota; Eurotiomycetes; Eurotiales; Aspergillaceae.